Molecule: messenger RNA, 3001 nt
Organism: Cyprinodon variegatus (sheepshead minnow)
Lineage: Eukaryota; Metazoa; Chordata; Actinopteri; Cyprinodontiformes; Cyprinodontidae
Gene: hif1an
Product: hypoxia inducible factor 1, alpha subunit inhibitor
Exons: 8
Coding region: 227-1291 (354 amino acids)
Biological process (GO): peptidyl-aspartic acid hydroxylation; negative regulation of Notch signaling pathway
Cellular component (GO): nucleus; cytoplasm
Molecular function (GO): [protein]-asparagine 3-dioxygenase activity; peptidyl-histidine dioxygenase activity; ankyrin repeat binding
Source: RefSeq, a predicted model, not a curated record
GUGUAAACAUUCACCUACGGAGCAGAGCUGUGUCCAUAGCCUCAGGGUUGACAGGAGCUCACGAAUUUAAUUAAAUUAUUAAUACACGUGAGCAGGGAGGGUGGGGGGCUGUCCCAGUGGUUUCCGUCACAUUAGUACUAUUUAUAUUUAAAGGAGCAGCUGUUCCCCGCUGUCAUUGUUAGGAGGACCGAGGCGAAGCAGCUGAAGCGGGGCUCGUCCUACCACCAUGGCAGCGGCGACUGUUGCGGAGGCCGAGGCGGCGGCGAGCGACGGAGGAGCGGCUUUUUCCGACGUCCAGAGUAGAGGCUGGGAUAUUUCCCAGCUCCGAAAAUACCCUUUCCCAACCAAGCCCAUUCCCCGGCUGUCCUACACGGAUCCCAGGGCAGAGAUGCUCAUAAACAACGAGGAACCGGUGGUUUUGACAGACACAAACCUCGUAUAUCCAGCUCUGAAAUGGGAUAUCCCAUACCUCCAGGAGAACAUUGGAAAUGGAGACUUCUCUGUUUACAUUUCGGAAAACCACAAAUUCCUUUACUAUGAUGAGAAGAAAAUGUGCAACUUUACAGACUUUGUUCCCAAAUCCCGUCGAGUGGAAAUGAAAUUCUCAGAGUUUGUGGAUAGCAUGCAUAAAAGAGAAGAGGAAGGAGGAAAUGAGAGAGUCUAUUUGCAGCAAACACUAAAUGACACAGUAGGAAAGAAGAUUGUUGUCGAUUUUCUUGGUUUCAAUUGGAACUGGAUCAACAAACAGCAAGCCAAGAGAAACUGGGGAGCACUGACGUCCAACCUGCUGCUUGUUGGCAUGGAGGGCAACGUGACACCAGCACAUUAUGACGAGCAGCAGAACUUCUUUGCACAGAUAAAAGGCCACAAGAGAUGCAUCCUCUUCCCUCCAGACCAGUUUGAGUGUCUCUAUCCCUACCCAGUUCAUCACCCCUGUGACAGACAGAGCCAAGUUGAUUUUGAUAACCCUAACUAUGAGAAGUUUCCAAAUUUUAAAAAUACUGUUGGGUAUGAAGCUGUUGUGGGACCUGGAGAUGUUCUCUACAUCCCUAUGUAUUGGUGGCAUCACAUCGAGUCAUUGUUGAAUGGUGGAGUGACCAUCACUGUUAACUUCUGGUACAAAGGAGCUCCUACGCCUAAGAAGAUAGAAUACCCUCUGCGAGCUCAUCAGAAGGUUGCUAUCAUGAGGAAUAUAGAGAAGAUGCUUGGAGAAGCACUUGGAGAUCCACAUGAGGUUGGGCCUUUACUAAAAACGAUGAUCAAAGGGAGAUAUGACCAGUGUUUCAGUUAGAGCUCCAAGCCGCUGAACGGACUGCUCCACAAACUGUUUGCAUGUGAAGCGUGUGUGUCUUCAGUACGCUUUCUGUCGUCGGAGCUAAGCAGCAGUGCAUGGCAGCAAUCAGCCAACAUGAAACCAUUCUGCUUCUGUCUCAGAAUGCCACUGUCAUAAUAAUGGUACGGAGUCAGGAAAUGAAUUACACCACUGGGAUUUUAACCAACUCUAAGAGGAUUAUUUUCUUUCCCUUUUUCCCCCCCUUGGAGUGAAGACUUCCACACAUAUUUCCUUGAAUCAGUGUUUCCUUAAGUCUUACAAGUUCCGCUUUGGCCUUAAAUUUUGAUAUUUGUACCUUUGAGGAAGCCUCUGUGUUUUAGAUGAGUAAAAAUUGCUUAUAUAGGUGACAUAAAGAGAUUUCAUAUCUUAAGGGAUGAAUUUUGAAAUCCCAAUAUUCCAUUCGUUUUCACAGAAAAAAAUGUUCUUUAGAAUAACUUUAUCUGCAUUACCGGUAUGUCAGUUCAUACUAAUCUGCAUUCAUUUAUCAACAAGACUCACGAUAAUUAAGAAAGAAUAUAAAAAUCACUCAGUUAUUAGAUGAUAAAGGUAUGAUUUGAGUAUAGCUAAAGGUAUUAAUUAAAAAAAUGCUUUUGUUUGUAUUUGUAUAUUAGAUUUUGUUGAAUUUGCAGCCAAACUAUAAAAGACGGAGCUUUGCAUACAAACGUGACUAGCUGGAAAUCUAACAAAACUACGAUAAGUUUAAUGGAACAAAUGAUAAAUAUUAAAUGCCACCAGUUGAUGAGCUAAUAAGAUCAUCUACUGCUUUGUCGUUGUGCAGCUUAUAGCACCAUCUAGUGGUCAAGUUUUGGAAAAGUUUGUCUUUUCCAUUUUCUUUUUCAGAUUAGAAAUAAAAUAGUUAAGCAACACAAACACAACUUUAAAAGAGCUCCAUUAUAGCCACUUUAAGCUUAUCAAUGAUCAGACAUGCAUUUAUUAGGACUUUUCUUACAUCCGGCAUAAACACUUAUCACCCUGAAAAAUACACCAAGCCUGCCAGCUGGAGACUAAAUUUCCCUCUAAGGCCUCUUAGACAUGUGAUUUUGUUUAUACCUUUCUUUAAACCUUUUCCAGAAGUUUUUUGCAUAUUGCAGAUUAGUUUGAGACAGAAAAAGCAGAAUAAUAUGUGGUUUGCCAAAAACACUAUUUUCUCACCAUGCAAACUUCAGAAAAUAAGUCCCAGCAGAUUUUCAUCCUGUUAAAUAGUGUUUAUAUAUAUUUCUUUAUUAAUUGCACUCUAUUCAAUUUAUUGAGUUUUAAUUCAUCUGUUAGAAAAAUAUACAUCAAAGUGUUUCAAUUUCUAGAUGAAUUGUUUACUGUGUAUUUGCCUGAUAGGAUACAUGACAACAAAGGAAGUUGAUUUGAAACUUUUCUAUAUUAUGGUGAAUGUGUUUGCUUUCACUCUGGAAUUAAAAAGCUUUAAAUCUGAAAGUGUUUCAUUAAUGCUGUUUGGAAUACGGAGUCUUCUGCUGUUUUGGUGAAACAUUUAUUGAGAAAGUUUAUUUGCAGACGGGCAUGUAAGAUCAAACAUCUCCAGGCUUCCUUCAUAAUGUUCUGGACUCCUAAAUUGUUAAACUUUGUUUAAAUAGAACAGUCUGAUACUGAUAGUCCGACACCGAAUAAAGUAUCUGGAUUUACCUCAACCAUUUUAAAUAAAAUAAAAAAAAAUGU